AUGCAUGCCUCUUUCGGGUUUGAUAACGCCAAUUGUGUUAAAAUUAAACAUCUCCCUGAAAGAAUCAAGGAUGGCAUUCGAACACUCUUAGAAAAGGGCUGGGAACAUGGUAUCCAACGAGAAGGUCCAUGUGCCAAAACCGAUGAGGGCUAUUACUUCAAACUCAAGAAGAGACCAUUUGGUAGCGGAAAUACGUAUGUGGUAACUCGAAUGACACGCAACAUGAUUGCAUACCUGGCUUCCGAAGGUUGGAAAGUACAACCUGUUCCGUCACUUUUAGAUCCAUACGACACUCUGAAUUUUCGAAAGUGUGCAAAGCCCCUCCCAAAAUGUUACUGGCUUGCUAUGACAUACGGGCAUGCUGGGAAGUGGCGUCUGAAAGAUCAGUUAAGCAUUCUGGGUGGAGCAGACGAGCUCAUUGACACCAUCCGCCUUACCUUGCAAGAAAUGAAUCUUAUCUCCAAGCUCAAGAAGGAGCAUACUGAUUCUGCCAAAAAUUGGCACCAAUUUUGCAUCAAGGGCUCUUUUCUCCGUUCUGGAGGCCCAGAAAAGAAAAAGACCAUGAUGCUCAGGAUUAUGGAGAGGCUUGAGGAACGUGGUUGGGUCUUAUAUGUCGGCUGGCAUCGAAUCUAUCACGAACGGACAGAUUACGAACAGAAAAUUGGGACUUGGUUGUGUGUGAAGAGUCGUGAUUGGACGCCUACUAAUCCAGUGAAAAUUCGCUGGCAGAGUGAUUUGAAUUGA
Molecule: messenger RNA, 744 nt
Organism: Botrytis fragariae
Lineage: Eukaryota; Fungi; Ascomycota; Leotiomycetes; Helotiales; Sclerotiniaceae
Exons: 1
Coding region: 1-744 (247 amino acids)
Source: RefSeq, a predicted model, not a curated record